AUGCCGCCCUUGGUCCCUCCUACGCGACGCUCGCGCAACGGCUGCAUCGACUGCCGCAAGGCAAAAGUCAAGUGCGAUGAGAUUCGCCCCUCAUGCGGAACUUGCGCUCGACGUAGGCUCGUGUGCCAGGGAUACAAGACGCAGCCCGGCGCUGCACAGCAUGCCAGGCACUCACCCUCGUCGCUGCUGGCUGCCGGUGCUGGUGCCAGUAAUACUGCCGCCGGAGCAGCAAAGGAAUCAGUGCCGGGAUUUGCAUCAAAAUCUCCGGACCUCCUCUCCGUAGCCGUCUCCGCCGGACACCCCUUCGAGCUGCUGAUAGGUCACGAGUUCGUGUGCGAGAUGAACGCCAACAUCGUGAUGAUGCUGCAGCAGGAUCCGGUGGUGAUUGCUGACACGAUUUCGGCUAUUGGCUACUCAUAUGAUGUCGGCAGCUCUUCUGCGGCGCUGCUGCCGGUACUGAAUCGGAGGGCAAAGAUCCUCGCUAACCUGAGGAAUAUGAAGCCCUCGACUCACUACUUCGAAGAGGCGCUCUUCCUGCUUCUCGGACUGUGUGCAAUGGAACUCGUCACUUUGGCACAACCUGGACACCAUGCAACCAUACCCACAGUCCUAUCAAACGUGGCCUCACUUAUCAGUCACCACGUCUCUACGGGGGGCGACGUAUCUUCCGUCGCGAGAUACUACCUCAGAGCACUGGCGAGACAAGACCUUGUUGUCUCCUUGAUCCAGCUCCGGCGUCCUAGAGUUCCCAGCUACGUUUGGCUGGAAAACGAAGCGGCUAAACCAGACCGUCUUCUUGGGUAUACCGUUACCCUCAUGCCGUUGCUAGAGGAGCUCUGCACUUUAGCCGAAGAGGUCCGCGACCAGAUCCUUCAGCCUGCUUUUGGAAAUACCCUCUUGGGUGGUGGCAGCGCAACAUCGCCGACAGGCACAGAGGAACGGGGUUCAUCGUCUCCGCCCGUAUGCGUCGACAGCUGGCUCGACGCCGGCUACUCCAACCUCGCCUUCCGCGCCGACUCCCUUCGCCUGCGCCUCGAGUCCUGGAAGCCCACAAUCUCAGACAGUCUUUCCUUCCGCUCAGCGCGCAAAUUCCGCGCCCAGGCUGCCUGUUACCGCGCGGGCGCUCUCCUCUACCUGCACCGGCUCUUCUGCCUCCCCGGGUCCACGGCGGACGCGGACGGCGAGGCGUUGAGCAAGGCCCACGACGUGAUGCUGUACACGAGCGGACCGCCCUCCGAGUCCAAGAUGCUGCUGUGGCCCGUCUUCAUGGCUGCUUGCGAAAUGCUGGACGCGGACGACCGGGCUGCCGUGCUCGACGUCUUUGACUCGAUUGGCACGCACCGCAAGACGGUUACGGUUGAGCGGACGAGGAUGUUUGUCGAGGAACGGGUUUGGAAGGCGAGGGAUCAAGGGAGGGAGUGGAAUUGGAUGAUUUUAGCGCAAGAGUUUCCGGGGGAGUGUUUGCCGAUCUGA
Molecule: messenger RNA, 1473 nt
Organism: Colletotrichum scovillei
Lineage: Eukaryota; Fungi; Ascomycota; Sordariomycetes; Glomerellales; Glomerellaceae
Exons: 3
Coding region: 1-1473 (490 amino acids)
Biological process (GO): positive regulation of transcription by RNA polymerase II
Cellular component (GO): nucleus
Molecular function (GO): DNA-binding transcription factor activity, RNA polymerase II-specific; transcription cis-regulatory region binding; zinc ion binding
Source: RefSeq, a predicted model, not a curated record